AUGGUUAUAACUGAUGAAUCUGAAAUGUAUGAACAAGAUGAGAUCGAUGUUGAUGAUUUUUCAGUAAGAGGGAUUCAACCUAUCAGCAAAAUUUAUGAAAGGGCUGAUAUGGCAAUUCUUAAACCCAUCAAUUAUGAAGAAGUUGCAUUAAUAGAAGGCUGGAAGGAAGCAAUGCAAGCUGAGCUGAAAAUGAUUCAUAAAAACCAAACUUGGGAGUUUGUUGAUAAGUCAUCACACAAGAGAGUUAUUGGCGUCAACUGUAACAGAACCAAGCUCAAUGCUGAUGGCUCACUCAACAAGUUGAAGGCAAGGUUGGUAAUGAAAGGGUUUAGUCAGCAAUAUGAGAUUGAUUACAUGGAGACCUUUGCAUCAAUAGCGAGAUUGGAUACAACCAUACUACUUCUAGCUUUGGCGGCAUAG
This is a messenger RNA of Gossypium raimondii (Peruvian cotton), 420 nucleotides long. RefSeq lists its product as uncharacterized. The transcript has a single exon. NCBI's taxonomy places the organism in Eukaryota, Viridiplantae, Streptophyta, Magnoliopsida, Malvales, Malvaceae. The coding region runs from base 1 to 420 and encodes 139 amino acids. The record is from RefSeq and is a predicted model, not a curated record.